AUGGCCUACGUCUCUGCCUCUUCGAGCCAGCUCCUACCGGAGACGUCGUCGCGAUGCGUGGCGGAGGGCGUCACCUCGGCGCACAGUUUCGAGGUGGUCAACUUCUCGCUGCUCGACGGCAUGGGCACCGGCAACUUCAUCAGCUCGAGCACCUUCAGCGUCGGCGGCUGCGACUGGACCAUCAGGCUCUUCCCUGACGGGAGCGCGGCGCAGAACUCCAAAGGAGGUGCAGUGUCGGCCUUCUUGUGCCUUCAAGGAGGAGCAGCGGGUACAAGGGUGAAGUUCAUCAUGCAUCUGUUGGGCAAAGGUUCCCAAUCGUGGUCCAGCGGAUACGGUGCGCAUGCCUUUGCGUCGGUUGGUGAAGAGUGUGGUUGGACAAACUUCGUGGACAAAUCAAGGCUGCGAUGGUUGCUAUUUGGCAACAACAAUUGCUUCACGGUUAGGUGCGUUCUCACUGUCAUCAAAGAUCCUCGUAUGCAGAACGUUGUAGUCCCGGAGCCAAACCUUCGGCAAGACUUCAAGCGCAUGAUGGAGGAAGGGAAAGGCAAAGAUGUGAUGGUACAUGUCGAUAACCAACUGUUCUGGUGCCAUAGAUGCGUGCUCGCCGCGCGAUCCCCGGUCUUCAACGCGGAGCUCUUCGGCCCGAUGAAGAAUGCGCAAUCCGUCGAGAUCCAUGGCAUGAAGAACAAGUGUACUGGUGACCAACCCAUCAUCGUGAUCGGUGACAUGAAGGCUGAUAUCUUCAGGGCGCUCCUCCACUUCCUCUACACGGACUCUCUGCCGGAUCAUCAAUGUGACGAUGACAAGAAUGCGGUGAUGCAGCACCUGCUAGUCGCAGCGGAUCGGUACGGAGUGGACCGGCUGAAACUGAUGUGCGAAGAAGAGCUGUGCCGUAGCGUGGACAUGCAGUCGGUUGCAAGUACCCUUGCUAUUGCAGAGCAGCAUCAGUGCGUGCAACUGAAAGAUGCAUGCGUCAGGUUGAUCGUCUCACCAGGUGUGCUUGGCGCUAUCAUGAAAACCGAUGAUUUCAAGCAUCUUGCUGCAAGCUGCCCUUCGGUUAUAAAGGAGAUUGAAGACAAAAUGGGAAACACGCUCAGGAUUCAGUAG
This is a messenger RNA of Setaria italica (foxtail millet), 1107 nucleotides long. RefSeq names its product BTB/POZ and MATH domain-containing protein 1. Gene Ontology annotation, biological process: protein ubiquitination. The transcript has a single exon. Gene Ontology annotation, molecular function: protein binding. The coding region runs from base 1 to 1107 and encodes 368 amino acids. The record is from RefSeq and is a predicted model, not a curated record. Lineage: Eukaryota; Viridiplantae; Streptophyta; Magnoliopsida; Poales; Poaceae.